Messenger RNA from Moesziomyces aphidis, 6696 nucleotides. The record is from the annotation of a GenBank genome assembly. Lineage: Eukaryota; Fungi; Basidiomycota; Ustilaginomycetes; Ustilaginales; Ustilaginaceae.
AUGGAUACCCUGGACACACAAAAUCUACGCUCCUUCGACACGGCUGCCUCCAUGCAGCAACCCGCCAACCCACUCGAUAUGUCUGCGCCAUCUUCCCACUCGCGCUCGGCAUCCGCGAAUAGCACGGCCACAGAACGUCCCACAGAAGCGCAACACGACCGCGCAUCCUCGCCCAACCCGACGCCCUCCAUCGACUCUAACUUUUCCAGCGUGCAGGGAAAGAUGGCCGGCACGCCUCCGGACCACGAGAGGUCCGCCCUCGCACCACCCGCUGCCACUCGUCCAGAUUGGAUGACCGACGAUCUCGACGAGUCGUGGCCAGAGGAGGAUCAAGCGGCAGCUGUCAGAUCCGCGCCUGACUCUGACAAAGAGGCCGCGGUCACAAGCCAAAUCCCUGCCACUCCGGCUGCCACUACAGCUGCCACUCCGGCUGCCACUCCGGCUGACACACCUCGGCCGCCUAUCCUCACCGCCAUUGGCGCAAUUGGCGCGCUUCCCGACCCCGCUUUCUCAGCAGCUCGUCAUCAGGCGCGGCGAGCCUUGUUGAAGGGCCGAUCUUCUGCUGUUGCAGCGCCGACUCCAACAAACGCCGCCUCCAGUCGCGUCUUGCAGGCAGGGCCUUCCACCUCCUCCUUACGCCACCCUAGCCACCAGAACAGGCGCGCUCGUCUUUCACGCAGCGCAGCGCACAACGACGAGGGCGACAGUACCAUCUGGUCCGACUCACCUUCCGAAUCGGACCCAGACUCGGACUCGGCAUCUUCCGGCUCAGCCCAAGACGACUUUGCCAGUGCCCGCGGCUCGCUCGCAGAGAACUCGCGCAUAACCAACAUGCAAACCGCCCAACAGUCGCGCCACACAUCGCAGCAACCGCCGCGCUCCCCUUCAGCCGAUUCCGACGCCUCGGGCGCAAAGGGCACCUUCAUCCACAAGGCCGACGCCUCCUCUCUCCCACCAGUCCUCCGUCCCGUCUGGCAGCAGAGUCCAGCAAAAGGCGGCAUUGCGCAGAACAGAAAGGGGAUCAGCGCGCUCGGUGGCGACAUGUUCACCCCAAUGCGCCUCCAGACCAUGUUCAAGACCCCCACGCCUCCGGACAAGCCAGUCCACAACAUCAUGUCCGCGCUCGAGCCAAAGCCGGCAUCGCAGUCUUCGCCCAGUCCUCAGCUCAACGCCCAACCGGACGACAACCAGGCUGCCUCGUCACAACCACCUACACCCGAGUCGCAAGCGCCUCCAACAACCAACGUCGGCGUGCCAACCACCGCGUUCACCUUUCAGACCCCACAUGCGUCCGUACAAGCAACCUUGCACGUCAAUCGAGGCAUGGUGCCGUCCCAGUCGCUGCACAACAUGCAGAGUCUGCAUCCAAAUCACAUGCACGCUUCCGCGCUCGCUCGACCCGCUUCCGCCGCUGCCGACCUUGGCCUUGCCUCUCCGGCCAUGCCAGCCAGCGGCAGCAACCUGGUCUCGGGUCCUCCAACCCCACACACGCCCAUGCGUCUCUUCAAGUUCAACUACGACGACGCCGUCACGCGCGCAAAGCUCGAGAUGAUGGUCAACGAUCGCACGUCCGUACAUGCAACAGCUGCUCAACCCACGCGCGCGGGCGAGGUCGAACGAGAGCGCAAGCGACUCAGACUCGACGUCAAGCCUCGCAAGGUCCUCACGGGCGACCUCAUGUCCAUGCCCACCCUCGGCGAGCCCGCGCUGGACGCAUCGACCAAAGCCCAGCCGGUUGUCGACUAUGUCAAGGAGUCCGCUGGCUUUAUGAGCGCGCUUCAAGACGCAGUCAGGACCCAGUCGCCUCCACGCCAGCCAUCGCCAGAAUGGGCAACCGAAGACGACGAGUCGUCGGGCAGUGGCGUCAAACCGCGCAGUCAGGCAGCCUUUCACCAGGGCAAAGCUGAUGCUGGGCGGACCCCGCAGGCGUCUUCGCCAGCAAGGCGAAGGCGUUCGUUUGGGCCAAGUCACAGGUCAUCGCCACGCGUAGAUGUGGUACCGUCCGUCGUCGAUCACGGCAGCCCGCAGCGUCUGUCCUCGCGCAGACUGCCUCCGGACUCAUCGUUCAUCACCGAGUCCAGCUCCAACGAUGUUCCCAUGUCGUCCACGCUCAAGUCGCGCGCAUCCCUCUCGCGCCGCAUCGCCGAGCAAAUCCAGGCUGCCGAGUCUCCGCGCAAACUGCUGCGCCGCAUCAGCGCAGCCGCAAUCGCCGAGGACGAGGUGGAGCAGGAAUUGGAUGGCCAGCACGAUCAGCCGAGUGACGAAGCCGUUGCACACCGAGACCAGCAGAUCCGCCAGCUCGAAGAGCGCAUCGAAAGGCGCAGACAGCUCUACACUCCGGCAAAAUCAAGCGCCCCGGCAGAGACCGCGCCCGACGCUGAACCACGCACCUUGCAGAGACCGCAGCUCAUUACCCUGCACGAGCCGACGCUCGACGUCAUCGGCGGCCGACACCUGGACGACGAAAGCGACUUUUCCGACGACGAGUCGCGCGUGGAUCAGAACGCACGACCCAGUGACCAUGGCGCGCAACUGGAUGCCAACACGCGCCGAUUCCAGGACGGCAUCGUACUCUACGACUCGGAGCGCAUCCCGGAUCCUCCGCUGCCGGAUCCGUCUAGGAUGCUGCGCAAUAUCGCCUCUGCCGUUGAGCUUCGCGGGCGAGAGGUGGAUCGAGGGGCCCUGGCACGCGCCACGUCGCUGCUGGCGCUGCCGCCUCAACCUGAUCCAGCUGGAAUGGGCGUGCAAGGCGUCGAGGGCGCAGCGCGACGCGGCGACCGCACGGCAUCGUCCAACACGCUCGUGGAUCCGAGCUCGGCACGCACCGUGUCGGGCGACGUCGGCUCACAGCACACGCUGUCCGAUCUCGGCGGCAAGGGCGCAACCAUCACCCGCACGGGCAGUCUGUUCAACAUCAGCCAGAUCCCCGAGCAGGAGAUCGAGAUGUUGGGCCGCGGCAAGCUCACCUUCAACAAGCAGCUCAACCGAUGGGAAAAGGUGCCGAGGUCGCGAUCGUCGCACGAGGAUCUGCGAUCCGCCGCAGCAUCGCGCAAUGAGAUGGUCGAUGCAGCCGCUGUUCCGACCGUGCCGACCCGGAGGACGCCGAUUCCUGCCAUCGCCGAGGCAUCCGCCGAGGUCUCGAGGAGCGAGGAUGUGUUUUCAGAGUCGGCCGAGGAGCAGCAGGCUCGCGUGCAGGCGGGCGGGCGGUCCAACUCGUUCCAGCAACGCCUCGAUAAUCUGUCGUCCAGCAGUCUUGCGGCUGAUCCGCAACAGAGUGCGUCCAGCGAUCCGUUUCGCGACUUUGAGAGCUUCGGACAGAGCUCGCGCGCGCCGGCGUCGCUAUCGGGUAGCGGCGAGGACGAGUCGACGCCCAAGGCGGUCAAGUCGCGCCUGUUCGUGGCUGGGCGUGAGGCGCGGCAGCCGCAGCCGACCGGCGCUGGUACGGCCGCUGCGACGCCGCCAGCAUCCGAGCUGCCGACGUUGCAAAGCGGUCGAGCUGGAGGAACCCCAAGCGUCGAAACAGCCAGCAGCGGUGGAAUAGGAGGUGCGCAGCGAACGGGUGCUGCAAGUGGGCUUGCGCCGCGAACGCUGCCGACGAGCACGGUGCCGAGGUCCAGCUCGUCGCUCCGCAACGUAGUCACGUACAGCCCGGACUCGACCGCCAGCAGUCACAUGUCCAGCGCGGGGCAGGCGGCACACGAAGCUCGGAAUGAGCGUGGCGUCGAGCUGCCUCCCAACUCUACCCAGAAUCUCCCAGCAACACGAAAUCGAGCCUCGGAGCCUAUUUUGGCCGGAACGCCGGCACGUCAGCCGGCGUACGCGUUCGGUACGCCCACACCCAAAGCGUCGGGGUCGAGCAUCUCGACGCCCAAGUCGAUCCUCAAGCAGCCGGCGAUGCGCGGCGAGCUGCCCGUGCGGCUCGGAGCAGGGUCGCAGAGCACGUCGGCCCAUUCGGGUGCGGGCGGCGGAACGCCGAACCGAACCAUCAGCUUUGCCGACCUCCCGCCUACGCGCGCGCGCGAUUUAGGUUUGGCUCCGUCUGCGCGCAGGAGCGUGGGGCAACGCGCUCAGGCCACGGCAGAUACCGACCAGGACGCAGAGGACGGCCGCACGCGCGCUAUAUCUUCAGCACUCCAGGCGCUUGCUGACCUCACGCUCGGCGAUGAAGCUGCUGUGGUCGGACCGGUGGCUGCGAAUACCAAGAUGCUCGACCUGGAUGCGAAUCGGUCGCACUGGUCGUACCACACACUGCGACGACCGCGCAAGAUACGGCACGAUCACGAUGAAGAGGCGAGCUGGGAGAGAGACGAGACGUACGACGAGCUGCACGGGUAUCCGGACAUGACGCUGCUCACGGACGCGUCGUUCAACUUUGCGCACGACAAGGUGCUCGAGGCCAUCACGGACGUCGAGCCGUGGGAGCCUGGCUGGGACGAGCUGCAGGUGGUCGAUCUGAGCGGACGCAGGCUCGAGUCGUGCGUGCGCCUCAAGGAGUUCCUUCCCGUGCUGGAGGAGGUGAAUCUGCGCACCAACGAGCUGUCCUACCUCACGGGCAUUCCGGCCUCGGUGCGUAUCCUGGAUGUGGCCGCCAACAGGCUCACGUCCAUGGCGUCCUUUGGGCACCUGCUGCAUCUCGAAGAGCUCGAUAUCAGCGGCAACCAGAUCGACUCGCUCUCGCAUCUGAGCUGCCUCAAGCAUCUGCACACACUCAGGGCCGACGGCAACGCCAUUUCAUCGCUCGAUGGGAUCGACCGCAUUCGCAGUCUGGUGCACGUCAGUCUGGCGAGGAACAAGCUUCGGGGCAUCAAUCUUGCCACGACGCAGUGGACGGGGUUGGAGACGCUGGAUGCGUCGCACAACCAGCUCAUCUCGAUGCGCGGCCUGGCGGCGAUGCGUCGGCUCAAGUCGGUCAACCUUGACCACAACGAGUUGGGCAUGGUGGAUUUGGCGCCGGCCAUGGCGCGGCUGCGCGUGCUGCGCGUGAGCGGCAACGCCAAGCUGCACACGCUCGACGUGGCGCCUGCCAAGCGGCUGCGUACGCUGUACGCCGACUACUGCGACCUGGACCGCAUCGAGGGGCUGGACCAGCUGGAGCAUCUGGACAAUCUCAGCAUGCGGCAGCAGGCCGAGGCAGCCAUCGUCUGGCCCGCCAGUCAACUGCGCGAUGUGCGUCGGCUGUUCCUCUCGGGCAAUGCCUUUCCGCAGGGUAUCUCGACCGGUCCCGCAAAGGAAGCGAUGGGACCUGCGAUGCUGGUGCAGCCACUGCGGUUCCUCAAUCUGGUGUACCUCGAGCUGUCGGCGUGUCAGCUGACGCAUCUGCCCGAGGACCUCGCCGAGAUGGCUCCCAAUCUGCGCUCGCUCAAUCUGGACCACAACCUGAUCUCGACGCUGCCGAGUCUGGCGGGCAUGGGGCGGCUCAAGCGGCUGAGUCUGGUAGGGUGUCGCGUGCGCAGGAGCAAGGCGCUGAUUGCGGCCGUGCGCGGACUCGGCGAACUGCAGGUGCUCGACUGCCGUACGAACCCGUGUACGCUCGGUCUGUACGCGCCCAUGGUGGCGCCCACGACGGUUGGCGGGGAUGCAGUCGUGGACAUCAUGGCGCCAUCCUGGUUGCCGCCCGUACCGAACGCACAGAUCGUCCAGCCUGAUAUGGCGGCCGCACAGCAGAGGAAGGAUGCACAGGCGCAAAGAGACCAGCUCGAGCGUCUGGACAAGUCGCACUUUCACAGACGCCAUGCACCCGUGGCGGACUACGCGGUGGAUGCCAAUGCGACGCUCGCCAGAGACGCGCUGGCGACCGAGACGGAGCGCAGAGCAAGAGAGGCAGGGGCGAACUACUCGGCACUCUUCAUGGCGGCCGACGCGCGGUUCGUCAAGACGCUGCCCAAGAUGUUUUUCGAGCGCAGGCUGUUGCAUCGCGGCCUGCUCGCCAUGGCGUGUGCCAAGCUCACCUGGAUCGAUGGCUUGGCAGUCGCGCAGGAGGAGGUGGAGCAGGCGGACGCGCUUGUGCAGAGUCGCCGGUUCGACCGAGUCCACGGUCCUAUAUUCAAGUUGCUGUCCCACACACGCCGUACACUGCUGGGCUGGUCAAUCCGCCAACCGACGCGCGCUAUCGCAACAAAGCACGUGGCCUUACGACCAUCACCUUCUCUGGUGCCAUACCGAGGCUUGGGCACGAUGGGUGAUCCGUGGGACUGCCUGUACGAAGGCAUGCUGCCGUUCCACGAGCACUUUCGCCACAGCAUCUCGCAGAUCUCUGCGCUGCUCACCGUCUUGUCGCCGCAAAGCGCGUCGAAAUCCAAGCCGACGGCGCUGAACAAUCUGCUCUACCUCACCGCCUCGCUGUGUCGCUCGCUCGAGACGCACCACACGAUCGAGGAACGCUUCAUCUUUCCAACGCUCGCCAAGAAGCUGCCGCAAUUCGGCAAAUCGAGCCAGCACAUCAAGGAGCACGACCAGAUGCAUUCCGCACUGCACAGCCUCGAAAGCUACGUGGGCGAGGUGGCGCGCAACCUCAGGCAGGCAAAAGCCAAGGACGGUCUGGACGAAGUUUACGACCAUGCUAAAAUGGAGGCGUUGGUGGCGAAGCUCAAGGACACCUUGUUGCCACAUCUGGCUGCAGAGGAAGCGAGUCUCAGAGCUCCAGUGGUCAAGGAGGCAGGAUUCGAGCUGGGUGAGAUUCGACACCUGAUCCGAUAA